This is a messenger RNA of Armigeres subalbatus, 532 nucleotides long. RefSeq lists its product as uncharacterized. The transcript is spliced from 2 exons. NCBI's taxonomy places the organism in Eukaryota, Metazoa, Arthropoda, Insecta, Diptera, Culicidae. The record is from RefSeq and is a predicted model, not a curated record. Bases 147 to 470 code for a protein of 107 amino acids.
AGCUGCUGAGAAAUUAUCUCGAAAAUUCUUUAUGAGAUUCUCAGUGACUGCAUAGUAACCAGUUUAUUUAGUUGUAUUUAUUAGAAAUUGUUGAAAAGAAUUGCGGGAUUUGACGGAAUCGACUGUGUAUUUCGGCGGAGGCGGCAAUGGCAAUAAAAGGUAACACUAAUAGUCCGCAUUUGGACAUCCCGGUGGAAAUCCGUUUUGUGACAUCCGGCGGUAAAUACCAUCUGAGGCGACCCCAAAACCGAAGGGGAAAUCCCUGGAUACACGUGGGUAAAACAUCCCGUGAUGGUCGUGACCCAAGCGGUCAUUGUAAAGCGCACCACACGUCGAUUCCAUUGGGACGAGAUGUUCUCCGACGCAACCCAAUCGGCGAUGAUACUUGCAAUCGCUAUGACGAUACUCCGUAUACCAUUCCGGCCCACUACACUUGGGAAUAUCAUAUAUCAUCAAACAACGCUGGAUAACCACUUUGAUUGGCCAUCUUAUAUAAUUGGGUGCGCAUUAAAAUUGUGAUUGCGGGUGCGCA